UCAUGUUGGUUGCCAUAGCGACAGCUAAACAACAACCAACAUGGCGGUCAACGCGCAAAGUGCAGAGGUGGAAAAAAAGAUUCGAGCAGCUUUCGAAGCGUUUGAUUACCAAUCAAACGGCACAGUCGAUGUCCGUGAAAUUGGCACUAUCAUCUAUUCUCUGGGUCGCUUCCCCAGUCAGGCAGACCUGCACAACUUCAUUGCUGAGGUGGAAGAGGACCAAACAGGAUAUAUCCACCUGGACCGCUUCCUCCCCGCCAUGACUAAAGUUCUGAUGGAACGCAAGUUCCCUCCCAUCUGUGAGGAGGUUUUGCUUCAAGCGUUUGAGGUUCUUGACAAGGAAAAGAAGGGCUUCUUGGACCCAGAUGAUCUGUCACAGUACAUGAUGGAGGAAGGUGAGGCCUUCACUCAGGAGGAGAUGGAUGAGAUGCUGACAGCCCUCACUGACCAUGAGACCAACUUGAUUUACAGCAAGGACUUACUCAACCAUCUCAUCCUAGACCCUGAAGUGUAAACUACAGCACGAUAGGCAUUAUUUCUAUCACAUGUACAUUCCAGAUUUACAGCUCUUUGUUCCAUGUUUCAAUUUAUCAUAUCUUUGUCAUAUUCUCUUACACAUGCAUUAUCCCUCCCCGUUAAAAGUUGUGCGCUAUAUCAUUGAACGAAACCGGGAAUGUGUUUUGUAUAUGACAUUUUUAUCAAACUUGAGGCGCCUACAAAAGCAUUCAAAAAUGUGGAGUCAAUUUAAGAAACAUGCAUCAUGGCUGGGAGUACUUUGUAACUUGAAGCCACUGAAGCAGGACAUAAAUGGGUUAAAUAUUCCCUUUUGGAAGUGAAGAUGUAUGUGGUGGUGGUGGUGGUGGGAAAGAACUGAGCACAUUCUCAAAGACUGACUGCUGUGUCAGCAUUUAAUCACAGAUUUGCCAUGGAGUGAACAUGCAGCAUGAAUUCAUGCUGGUAUUCUGCUCAGAGGGG
Molecule: messenger RNA, 975 nt
Organism: Hippocampus comes (tiger tail seahorse)
Lineage: Eukaryota; Metazoa; Chordata; Actinopteri; Syngnathiformes; Syngnathidae
Gene: drc8
Product: dynein regulatory complex subunit 8
Exons: 7
Coding region: 41-514 (157 amino acids)
Molecular function (GO): calcium ion binding
Source: RefSeq, a predicted model, not a curated record